UUAUACAUUGAUUUGUUCUUUUUUACUUCAAAAGAUUGUACAAUUUACAGCAUUUUUCUGUGAAAUUUACAUAAACUGUCUGGUUAGAGCUUUUACAGUUUUUCCCUGUAUAUAGUACGGGAAGUUACUGUUAACCUAUUUACAAUUUUUUUUUUUUUUUGUCCGUAGCAUUUUUACAAUAUUAUAUUGUUAAAAACACAUUCAAUUUUAGUGUACUAAUAGCACACUUGAAUAACUUCUUUUUCAUAAAGAUUAAUGGUUGAAGAUCUCAGUUAUGAUGACUAUCUACUGUACACUGUAAACAGUGAAUAUGGACAGCUGUUGUUUCCUACUUUUCUACUGAUUGUGAAACUUAAAAAUGAAGAUUCUUACUGUUUCUGUUGAGACAUUUGUGUUUUCUGUCUUUUUGAUUCUCGUGGUUAUCAUGAAACAGAAGAUAGUCUUUGCUUGCCUGUUGUGAGGUAUAUUCAAGUGAAACAGCUUCUCGAACAAGAAAAAAUGUUGGGCGGGACUUUAUUUUAUCCAUGGGGAAUUGAUUGGAUGGUUGUAGUUUGCUAUUGGUUGAUGUUGCGUAAGUGACAGGUUGGGCGGGACUUUAUUUUAUCCAUGGGGAAUUGAUUGGAUGGUUGUAGUUUGCUAUUGGUCGAUGUUGCGUAAGUGACAGGUUGGGCGGGACUUUAUUUUAUCCAUGGGGAAUUGAUUGGAUGGUUGUAGUUUGCUAUUGGUCGAUGUUGCGUAAGUGACAGGUUGGGCGGGACUUUAUUUUAUCCAUGGGGAAUUGAUUGGAUGGUUGUAGUUUGCUAUUGGUCGAUGUUGCGUAAGUGACAGGUUGGGCGGGACUUUAUUUUAUCCAUGGGGAAUUGAUUGGAUGGUUGUAGUUUGCUAUUGGUCGAUGUUGCGUAAGUGACAGGUUGCCCCGCCCUUGUGCCAGAGAGGGAGGGGAAGUUAUUUUGAAUAAAGAUUACAUGAAUGUAAAAAGUAAUGAUGUGCACCGAUAAAUCAUUUAUAAUGAAUACUGCAGUAUUCCAUUUAAAAAUAAGAGUUGUCUUUUUUGAUUUAAUGGUGACUUUAAAGUUGGACGCUGAAUGCCUCGCGCUCAACAGACAGGCCUACAACAUAGUUACAGAGGUAAAAAUACAUGUGAACUCUUACAUCAGUGAGCAUAGAGUAUUUUAGGCUCUUGACUCUGAGUGUUGGUGUCAUUUUCAGUCUGAAGCGCAGUAAGCUAAUGGAUAACUCCAAUAUGCAGUUCACUAGCUUAGUUUAGAAAAGAAAAAAUAAUGUAGAGUGAGAAUUUAUAACCUGAGGGAUGUACAGUAGUUGAGAGGAUACCAUACUAUUUUCAGUGUGAAAUCGGCGCCUCCGGAGAAUGACAGGCUGACCUUGUCGUCCUUUAUUGACAUGGAAGGGACAAAUGCGCCCGGCGCAGAGAGCGCAGGCUGGGCAGCGGAGGAGAUGGCAGAAAUGGCUGGUUUCGGAUAAUAAAUAGUGUGUUUUUUUAUGGGGGACUGUAACCGCAAAUAGUUUUAAAAAAAGAAAAAGAGAGAGGCUGUUAUUCGUGACUGAAAGAUGUGGAAUGCGUUUGGAAAUGGAUCAAGCGGGUAUGUGAGCAAGGCGCAAGGCUGGGAGUUCGUCCCGUGCUCUCGUCUCGAGAGGCCGGGUAAGAAGGUCCAGAGUCCCGCUCGGGUUCGAUCGUUCCCGAGCAACCUUCUGGAGCAGCUUCCACCUGGACCUGCUGCUGCAUCCGAUGCGCCUCGCGAACAAACCCCGAGCCAGGAGCUACAAAGUCCACACACACGCCUAAAAAAGAAAUUCGAGGACUUAAAAAAGCGCUACGAUCACGAGAAAGAGGAGUGGAGAAUGGAGAAGGAAAUGCUUUUGAGACAAGUUGCUGAUAUUCAAGGUGGAGAGAACAGAAGGAUAUUGUUGGAUCUGAAGUGUGUUUUAGAGGAGGUGCAGUCGGGGGUGAAGCGUGAAGAAAGUAAACGGGGUGAGCUGGAGCUGCAGUACAUUCAGGAUCGAUGCGCGUGGGAACUGGAGCGAUCAGAGCUGAAAAGGCGCAUUACUCAGCUAGAAGUGCGGGGAUGUAGCGUGUUGGUGGAGACUGUGAGGAGUGAAGAACCAGGGGACACUCUGAAGCGGGAAAGAGCGGAACAAAAGAGGCUGCUGGCAGACACUCACAGUGCAGCGAUGGACCUCCGCUGUAGGCUGGAGAGCAGUGAGAGGGGCUGGGUGAAGGAAAAAUCUGAGCUGCUGGAACGCUUUGAGACUGAGAGGAAGGAGUGGGAGAACCAGCUCAUGGAUAUGCAGCGGAAGAUUGAGGAGUUGUACAAUGAAGUGAAGGCUCACCGUACAGGAAGUUCUCUCAGACCAAUUACUGAUGGACAAAAUGCACUAAGGCUCAGUUCUGCCAGCACUUUGUCAAGUGAAGUAACCUAUCCCUCAGAUGCCCAGAGCAAUGAAUAUUCUGAGGCUCUAAUCCAGCAAAGCAAUGCCAGCAUCGACUCCCAAACAAGUCAACUCAGUCACAUCACCAGUGAAUCCAGUGACCAGUGCAACAGCGAGCAAAGCACACUAUUAAAUCAGCAAGGUACUGGUGAACAACAGGCUAUAGACACUGCAGAGCUGGAAGAAAUCCUGGAAAGCUGUUUAAAAUUGAAAAUGGGGAACAAGACCUGCUUUACUGGACAAGAUGUCCUCCUUAACCCUUUCAAAAGAUUUCAGAGCAUGGAAAUAACCUGUGGAAUUGAGAAAAAGAAGAACAGUACUGCCCUUAAUGCGGCACUCAAGGAAAUUGCCCGUGUGAGUGAAGAACUCUGUAGCUACCAGGAUGAAAUGAGGAAGUGGCCUGAUAUUAAGAGAAGCCGCAGUGAGUCUAUGUUUUUUCCGAGAGAUGCUGAGUUGGUGGAGAGGGUAAAGGAUAAUUUGGAAAUGGAGGACACAGUUUUGUAUUUGAGAAACAUGAGUGAAGACCUCAAAUCCCUCGAUGAGCAAUACUGGAUGAACUGGGAAAGUUGUAACAUGGAAUCACAGCAAAGUGAUGCUAAGCCACCAGAAAACAUAAGACAACAAGCCCCACCCAUACCAACCCGUAGUACAUCUUGGUACCUUAGCAGUCCUUCAGCUUCAGAAUUAGAGUCCAGUGGUACAGAGCAUUUGUGCCAACAGCUAGGAACCCAUCCAGACAGAAAAUACACCAGCCCCGCAAUUGUACGAAAAUUUGAGGCAAUGCUUCAAGAAAAUGAGGGGAAAAUUCUGACCGACUCUGGGAAUGUAGUCUGUAGCGUGCCUGUCGAUUCCAAGUGCAAUAUCAGUUGCUGCCAGAGCCGCUGGUCCUGUGAUGGAAGUAGAUUUGGCAGCAACAAGUCAUCCAGAUAUGUACCUGUUAAGAGAUGCCUCUCCAACAUUGACAUUGCUGCUGCAGCCACAGAUCGCAGCCUAAACCAAACAGAUGCCGAGAGCAAAAAUGAUCUCAAGAGUGCAUCUCAUCCCAUGAACAUGCCUACAGAUUCUGUUGCAUCAAUAGACUUUAUUUCGCCAUAUCCUAGCGAUACAGCUACUUCCAGAAAUGAGAGACUUGAGCAGAAAACUGCAGAGUUUAACCGUACUCUCUUCCAGGCAGGAAUGGGUCUUCGGUGUGGUGAGGACACUUCUAUGAAUGUUUCUACUGAUCGUUCUCCAAGUCUACCAGAGGUUGUAUCAGAGGACACAUUUACAGAGAGCCCAUCAAUGUAUGUUGAAGACAAUCUAAAGAUUGUGCUCUCGGAUCUUGUGCCACAGUGCCCAAAGGAGGAGGGAAGAAAGAAGGAAACAAAGGACCUUGUCUCUAAGUCUUCAUCUCCACAGCAGGAAUGUAUUCUACAAGAAGACAUGGAAGUUAAACCUUUCCAGACUGAACACACUACACCAACUUCAGUUGACCCAUUUGGCCCAAGUGUUAGAGAAAAAGGUUUUGAAAUUAGUGUAAGUCCACCACAGCUGCAAAUCCAGACGGAAAGGUGCAGCAAAGUUGUGGAUGUUAGUACAGAUCAACAUCAAGCAGUCAAAAAAUCCAAACAGGCAAAAAAGGACAUGUGUAGUAGCACCAGAUCUCGUAUUUUAGACGAAAAUCCAUGGAAGCCAUCUACACUAGCAGCCUAUCCUCGUCCAAUGGAGUCUAGGUCCAACUAUGGAGCUGUUGAGAGGAUUCUCAAAAGUUACGAGGAUUUGGAGAGAUCUCGGGAGCAGAAGCAGUCACAGCCCAGUCCAGGGAAGGAGGAAGACCUCAUUGACCUCUUGGAAAUGUUGGAUAAGCGACAUGAGCCCACAUCCAGUCAGAGACUAACACACACACCGCACCACCAGGUCAUAGCCCACAAAGAGACACAUGUAACAGUGCAGCAAGGCAAAGAGUCCUCUGUAACUAUCAAGAAGAGCUUUUCACGACCUGUGUGUCCUGCAAAGAGACGUUUGCCCUCUCGUUGGGCUAGCCGCUCGUCCGUCUCAUCUGCAUCAUCUCCCUCACCCCCACCCACAGUCUUCACCCAGCGACAAACACUCACCUACUCCACCUAUCACACAGAGACAGUGAUCUAAACGGCCGUUAGAUGCAGUCCAAUGCCUUUACAGCUGUAAAUGUUGCCUGAUUACCUGUGUAAAUAAACACUGUGACUGUUCAAAUGAUUUUGUUGUGUACAUUUCCAUAACCAUGAACUCAAACUGCCUUUUUCAUUCUUUUGUUUACAUUUCAUUUCUACCAGUGUGUCUUAAAAGUGCACAAAUGAUGUUUUCUGUUUUCAUAAACCAUUAUUUUUUAUAGCUGUCAAUGUAGAUCUGCUUUACAUGUGGCCUCGUGUGUGUGUGUGUGUGUGUGUGUGUGUGAGGUCUGAUGUCUGAUUGAUAAUAUCAAAGUCUGUUUCACAUCAAAUCCGUUGUUAUACUUUUACCAACUUUAACCAAAAUGACUCGUUAUUACAGAAACGAACAGAUUCUACGCUCAGUUUACGUGUUUAUCUGAUGUGAGACAUAUCAUUGAGACAAUGCCUUUGCAGUUCUUUUUCUUGUUAAUUAAUAUCACAAGUGUAUUCAUCAUUUAUAAAAAUAAAUAAAAUACUGACACUC
Messenger RNA from Megalobrama amblycephala (Wuchang bream), 5100 nucleotides. RefSeq names its product SOGA family member 3a (gene mtcl3a). Lineage: Eukaryota; Metazoa; Chordata; Actinopteri; Cypriniformes; Xenocyprididae. The coding region runs from base 1570 to 4575 and encodes 1001 amino acids. The record is from RefSeq and is a predicted model, not a curated record. The transcript is spliced from 7 exons.